UUUAGCCCCGUCCUUCCCUAUAAACCCUCUUUUGUUUAAAACCCAUCUCCUCACUUGAACCACAAGCAACUCAUCCGGCAAUGGCGUGUGCCUCCAGACGCUGCCUGACGACGCUUACACACCACGGCGCAUCCCACCUAUCUAAUCUUCAGCGUCUCAAACCCCCGACUGCCUCUCGGUCGCUAUGCUACUCAUCCCUGAUCGAAAGGGUCUGGACCUAUCCCAUUCAAUUAAGCGGUCCCUAUGAUCCCAAGAUGGAAAGGGAAAAGGCUAUAAUGGGCUACAGAUUUAGCAAGCCUUCCAAACUGGAGCGCUGGCAGGUGGAGAUGGAGGCGCUGAAGGCGAAGCUGAGGAAGAAGGAAUUAAAGGAACGCCGUCAAUCAUCUUUCAAGCCCUCCGUUUUAUUCUUUGUUGGGAAGCAGCCUUAUGAAGCUCUGAGAGGGGAUAUCAUACACACUGAAAGACUUAAUUUCGCUAAUGUCAAUGACAAGGUGCGGAGAAAGACUAAUUUGUGUGUGCUUCUUUGGAUCCCUGUGGGCAUUCUAUGCAGUGUACACGAUAUUUAA
Corylus avellana is the source of this 566-nucleotide messenger RNA. NCBI's taxonomy places the organism in Eukaryota, Viridiplantae, Streptophyta, Magnoliopsida, Fagales, Betulaceae. The record is from RefSeq and is a predicted model, not a curated record.